Scatophagus argus is the source of this 1999-nucleotide messenger RNA. RefSeq names its product outer dynein arm docking complex subunit 1 (gene odad1). The record is from RefSeq and is a predicted model, not a curated record. The transcript is spliced from 14 exons. Lineage: Eukaryota; Metazoa; Chordata; Actinopteri; Scatophagidae. Bases 499 to 1950 code for a protein of 483 amino acids. Gene Ontology annotation, cellular component: axoneme. Gene Ontology annotation, biological process: cilium movement; outer dynein arm assembly.
UCUAGCGAAGGGGAGCCCAGUGUGACCAUGCCCCGAGGAAGAUCAGCUACAAGUGCCCGCUCAGACAGCAGUGAGAUGGAUGCUGAUGCAGAAACAGAGAUGGACAAACUGCAGAGACAGUUCAGGGUCAUGGAAGGAGAUCGGCAGGCCUACAACAUUCAGGCCCGGGAGCAGAUACGCAAACAACAGCAGGAGAUGGACAAGCUGCUGAAGGAACAGGAGGAGCUACAGCGAAACCUUGUUGCGUGUAAGAGCUUUUCACGCCAACAACAGGACAGUGAGGACAUACAGAGUCUUUGUGCUCUGCGGGAGCAGGAAGACAUUGUAGAUGAGGCGAUAGAGAAAGAGAGGCAGAGCCAAAAAGCAGUAGAGAAAGAGGUGAUGUAGUUAUUUUCUCUCUACAUGUCACUAAUUUUAGUGUCAUUUCAUGUUUACUGAUAUUUUAGGACACAGUCCACAGAUUAUGUCAUGUGUCUGUAAUGUGGGCAGGUUGCCAACAUGCAGCUGAAGCUAGCAGACCUGAGAAAAGGGGAGGCUGGCACUAGUGAUACACAAAGGUCUGAGCAGCGGCGAACUCAGAAGGCCAUACGCACUUUGGAAUACAAACUUGACAGAGCCUUGACUCGAUUCAAUGAGCAACUGACUAGCAACAAACACCUGAGAGAGGAGUUGCAGUCUCUUCACAUUGAGCGUGUCCGUUUCCAGCAACUACAAAACAGGCUGGAAAAGGAACUUCACGAUGUCCGUAAGAAAAUUGGGGAAAUUGUCAACCUUUCCACUGCUGCUUAUGACGCCAGGGUGGAGGCUCAGUCCAAGAUCACCAUGAUGAGAGAGAAGGCAGAGAAGGAUCUUGACCAGUACAACACUGAGAUGAAGGAACUGGAGAGGAUUAUUGCACAUGAGUGUAGCCUGAAAGACUUCAUGACCACCAAGUGCAGUGAGAGGAGCAGGCAGGAUGAUGGCCACGAGAUGGGACACACACAGUUGUCAGAGCUGAAGGAGCAGAGGAGGAUGGACACGGGGGAAGAGUCACUAGACGCUCUUGAGGAGGUGUUUAAAAGGAUCCAGGCUGUGACAGGGGAGGACAACCUGGACAUGCUGGUCACCAGGUUCAUCCAGGUCGAAGACCGGAACUUUGCACUCUUUAAUUUUGUAAAUGAGCAAAACAAUGAGGCCAAGGGACUAAGUGAUCAAAUCAGCCAGCUAGAGGACAGUGAUGAGGAGAAGGAUGUUGACGUGAAACUGGAUGAGAGCAGUGACAGUUUGCAGUCAGAGUCAGGCACAGAUACAGAGCCACAAGCAGAACCAAGAAAACAGAUACAAGCAGAAAUUGAGCAGUUUCGAGUAUCAGGUUUGCAAAGGGAGAAUGAUCAUUGCUCUUUGCUGAGAGACAUUGAUGAGCAGCAAAAGAAAACCGAGUCUCAAGCUGAGGACUAUGAAAACCAAGCCAGCAUCAUAAGCAAAGUCCUUGAUGAGAUUAAAACAGGUGUGAACAGCAUCUUCUCUAAAUUGGAAUGCGACCGCUCUGUAAUAGAAGACACGCUGGGCUCCUCUACAGGGAUCAGUGAAAACAACAUCAUGUCCUUCCUGGGUCUGGUGGAACAGAAGACCAACGAGCUGCUCACCAUACAAGCUUUCCUCAGUUCAAAAAAUCUGGAAAAGGACUACAAUUCAAAAAACCUGGCCAAAUUCCUUUUGGGUCAAAAUCCAGAGCUGCUUCAGCAGAAUAUUAGCAUCCAGCCUGCAAUCAAGAAUGUGGAUUAUGAUGCAGAAGAGUCUCCUGUCACUGAUGAGGAAGAACAGCCCCUUUCACAGGAGGAACUUCGCAAAAGAAUAAUGAAAGGGAUUCUACAGAAAGAGAGUUCGGUCCAGCAGGCAACCACCAAAGCAUCAAAGAUCGGUCAGCAGUUUGAUGGCAGACGCCGCUCCCUGGAAGAGCCACUUAUCUGACAUAAUGACCCGAUCAGUGUCCCGUAAUAAAAAGGGGAUCUUCAUCCAC